Anguilla rostrata (American eel) is the source of this 1786-nucleotide messenger RNA. It is a transcript of the gene prmt1, whose product is annotated as protein arginine methyltransferase 1. Lineage: Eukaryota; Metazoa; Chordata; Actinopteri; Anguilliformes; Anguillidae. The record is from RefSeq and is a predicted model, not a curated record. Gene Ontology annotation, molecular function: protein-arginine N-methyltransferase activity. Gene Ontology annotation, biological process: peptidyl-arginine methylation. The transcript is spliced from 10 exons. The coding region runs from base 125 to 1162 and encodes 345 amino acids. Gene Ontology annotation, cellular component: nucleus.
UCGUCACUUUGGUGAAUAUUAUUAUAAGGCGAGACGUGAUUGGUAAGAUUAGUUGCGAGGCAGGCUCUUCACAGUUUGAGUCACAAAGUUGGCUGUACGUCAGGUGAAAUUGCGCAGAGUUGAAAUGGCGGAGACCACGGACAGAAUGGAGGGGGAAAGCUCAGUGAAGCCUUCGGCGGAAGAUAUGACGUCCAAGGACUAUUACUUCGACUCCUAUGCCCACUUUGGCAUUCACGAGGAGAUGCUGAAAGACGAGGUCCGCACGCUCACCUACCGGAACUCCAUGUUCCACAACAAGCACCUGUUCAAGGACAAGGUGGUGCUGGACGUGGGCAGCGGGACGGGCAUCCUGUGCAUGUUCGCGGCGAAGGCGGGUGCCAAGAAGGUCAUCGGGAUCGAGUGCAGUAGCAUAUCUGACUACGCAGUGAAGAUCGUCAAGGCCAACAAGCUGGAUCACAUUGUGACCAUCAUCAAAGGGAAGGUGGAGGAGGUGGAGCUGCCUGUGGAGAGCGUGGACAUCAUAAUCUCCGAGUGGAUGGGCUACUGCCUCUUCUACGAGUCCAUGCUCAACACCGUCAUCUACGCCCGCGACAAGUGGCUGAAACCGGACGGGUUGAUAUUCCCCGACAGAGCCACGCUGUACGUCACAGCCAUAGAGGACCGGCAGUACAAGGACUACAAAAUCCACUGGUGGGAGAACGUCUAUGGUUUUGACAUGUCCUGCAUUAAGGAAGUGGCCAUCAAGGAGCCGCUGGUGGACGUGGUGGACCCGAAGCAGCUGGUCAGCAGCGCCUGUCUGAUCAAGGAAGUGGACAUCUACACGGUGAAGAUCGAGGACCUGUCCUUCACCUCGCCCUUCUGCCUGCAGGUGAAGAGGAACGACUACAUCCACGCGCUGGUCACCUACUUCAACAUCGAGUUCACCCGCUGCCACAAGCGCACCGGCUUCUCCACCAGCCCGGAGUCUCCGUACACGCAUUGGAAGCAGACGGUGUUUUAUCUGGACGACUACCUGACGGUCAAAGCAGGAGAGGAGAUAUUCGGCACCAUCAACAUGAAGCCUAACGUCAAAAACAACCGAGAUCUGGACUUCACCGUGGACAUCGACUUCAAGGGUCAGCUCUGCGAGGUGUCCAAGACCUCCGAGUACCGGAUGCGCUGAGCUCUCCUGCGAGCGACCGUGCAGGAAGGAGGAGUGGGGCUGGGGUGGGUGUGUGUGUGUGUGUGUGUGUGUGUGUGCCUGCACGUCUGUGUGUGUGUGUGCACGUCUGUUUGUGUGUGUGCGUGCGCGCGUUUGUGUGUGUGUGUGUGUGUGAGAUGUCUUUUUUUCUUCUUUGUUUUUCUUUUUCCUAAGCUGUGACAUGAUUCUUGUGUAACAAUAUUUUUAAAGAUCCAGUUUUGCUUUUGUGAAACACAUUUUGUUCAGAAGUGGCUAGCUUUUAAAAACCUGGGUCUGUGAAAUGACAUUAGAACACCACGACGUGCAAUACUCUCAUAGGAUGUGUGUAAGUUAUGUUAGUUCUGUUGGCGUUUAGAUGAUCAUACAUGACCCUCAACAUUAAACGGCAGGAUACUCGGAUGAACACACACGCACACACCCUGGCCCCCUGGCUUACCCUGUAUAUAGUGUCCGUUUAAUAAGGAAAAAAAAAAAAACAACUAACAAUGUUCGGCCACUUUUAUGUCUCCGUUGUAACUAUGGAAACCUGUUGACGCGACCGUGCCCCUCCCCCCCCCCCUUAUUUUCUGUCUUUUAAAAAAAACAAAAACAAAGAAAAAAAAAGAA